AGGGAGAGACAGCACAUUCGCCUCCGCUUGACACAUCGGUGUUGACAAAACGAGUCACGUGACGCGCACGAAGAUGGCGCAUCUUACGCUACAUUGCAGCCUCCUCUCGAUUCCUCUUGCGCCAAAUCGGACCUAUCUACGCUGCGACCUCGACGCAAAUUAACAUCUCAUUUUUAACCCCUCUCGUCUCAUCCGUGGACUGCAGAAGACUGCUUUUCUUUCUUUAGAAAAAGGCUACCGGAUGAGUAGAUUCUGAAAGCUACCUGCGCUUGACUUGAAAUGCGGCUGGAAUAACACCUUUGUGGAGACAGCGAAGCGCGUGCACGUGUGCGCGUCCCCCAGCUGGUCACGGAGACUGCAUCAGAUUGGCGAUACACGCCGGGAAAUAAUAAUAAUAAUAUUUAAAGACUAAAAGCAGUGAUUUUUGAUGCUCCUUUCUCCCGGGCACCAUUACUGCGCACACCAACGUCAGAAUUCCUGUGGAGUCAUGUAGUACGAUCAACAUCCUCCUCGUCCACUUCAUCUCAUUUUUUUUUCAAGCCGACAUCAUCUGAUUUCAUCGAAACAAUGUGGCACAAAUAACCAAAUAUGUGGAUCCCUACCGAAGAGGAAAAAAUCGGAGUUGUUAUCUGCAACUUCCGGUCACCGAUAUGUCAGGCCCUGGUCCUGGAGAUUGGGGAGACAAUCCAGAUUCUGGAGAAGAGUGAAGGUUGGUACAGAGGCUUUUCGACCAAGAAGCCUUCGAUCAAGGGUAUUUUCCCAGUCAGCUACGUUCACUUGAAGAAAUCUACAGUGACCAACAGAGGGCUGUGCGAGACAGUGGUGCCCCUUGAGGACCCCAUCAUCACCGAGACCACCUCGACACUGCAGGAGUGGGGUGUCUUGUGGAAGCAGCUUUAUGUGAAGCAUAAGGUGGAUCUGUUCCACAAGCUGCGUCAUGUGAUGAACGAGCUCAUCGAUUUACGUCGGCAGCUCAUCCAAGGUCACCUCGCUCAGGACCAGACCCGUGAGAUCAAGCGGCACAUCACUGUACGCCUUGACUGGGGCAAUGAGCACCUUGGCAUAGACCUUGUACCCAGGAAAGAGUUUGAAAUGGUGGACCCGGACCAGAUCAGCAUAUCUGAGCUUUACAAAUUGCAUGUUUCCAGCAGACACUGUGGUCAGCAAAGCACAACGCAGGCUGACAACGUGAGACCACGUCACGGCGACAGUUGCCGUGUCCCGGUGUCACACCACCUCUUCAUCAAUCUGAAGAGCUUCACUUACAACAGCAUCAGCGAGGACGCUGACGUCUUCUUCUCCCUGUAUGACACUCGAGAGGCCAAGCAGAUCAGUGAAAAGUUCAUGGUGAAACUCAACAAAAAUGGAGGACCAAAGAAUCCGGAGAAGGUUGAUCGCCUUUGUGCUCUCUUCACGGACCUAAGCAGUAAAGACUUGAAGAGAGACCUGUACAUUGUUGCACAUGUCAUGAGAACUGGCCGCAUGCUUCUGAAUGACUCAAAGAAAGGCCCACCUCACGUGAUGUACCGACGACCGUAUGGCUGCGCCGUUCUUGCAAUGAGUGAUGUUUUCCAUACCAUCACUGACCUCAAAGAGGAGAAGGACUUUGUGCUCAAAGUUUAUACAUGUAACAACGAGAACGAGUGGUACCAGGUCCACGAAAACAUCAUCCGCAAGUCCAACACCAAAUACUCCGCUCCCAGCACCAAUUAUGGCCUCAUCAUUUCUCUGCAGCUGUUGAAGGGCGAGUUGGAGCAGAUCAGACGGGAGAACCAGGCUGUGUUCAACCGAGCCCUGGCACUCACACGCAAACUGGGUUUUCCAGAUGUUAUCAUGCCAGGUGACAUUCGCAACGACUUGUACUUGACCCUGGAACGAGGCGAGUUUGAGCGGGGUGGCAAGAGCGUCCAGAAGAACAUCGAAGUGACGCUCUAUGUCCUCUACGCCGACGGGGAUACUCUCAAAGACUGCAUCAGUUUGGGCAGCGGGGAACCAAACAUGACUGACUAUCGCUCCUUCGUCCUCUACCACAACAACAGCCCUCGCUGGAGUGAGAUGGUCAAACUUCCCAUUCCCAUAGAUCGCUUCCGAGGGUCUCACCUCCGCUUCGAGUUCAGACACUGCUCCACUAAAGACAAAGGGGAGAAAAAACUUUUCGGCUUUGCUUUCACUCCCCUGAUGAGAGAGGACGGGACCACACUGUCGGACGAAAGCCAUGAGCUGUACGUCUACAAGUGUGACGAGAGCGCCACCUUCAGUAACCAGGGCCUGUACCUCAGCCUGCCCUGCUGCAAGGAGGACUUCAACAGUUGUCCCAACCUGCCAGCUAAUCUGCCGUUCCAGAGAAGCCCAAAAGAGACCUUUUGGGUCUCCACCAUACUCUGCUCCACCAAACUCACACAGAAUGUGGACCUAUUGGCCCUUCUGAAUUGGAAGACCCACCCGGACAGGGUUCUGGACAUCCUUGGUCGAUUGCGUCAGAUCAGUGGGGAAGAGAUUGUCAAGUUCCUACGAGAUGUCCUGGACACCCUCUUCUGUCUUUUAGACGACAACACUGAUAAAUAUGGACCUCUGGUUUUCCAGUCUCUGGUAUUUAUUAUCAACUUGCUCAGGGACAGUCGUUUCUACCACUUCCGCCCUGUCAUGGAUUCUUACAUCCAAAACCACUUUGCUGGAGCUUUGGCAUACAAGGAGCUCAUUCGAUGCCUGAAGUGGUACAUGGACCGUUCGGCUGAGGUCGUCCGACAAGACCACAUUCAAGAGGCCAUGAGGGCUCUGGAGUACCUGUUCAAGUUCAUCGUCCAGUCCAGAAUUCUGUAUGCGCGGGCCACUUGCGGGAUGGAGGAAGAGCAGUUUCGAGCAAGCAUCCAGGAGCUCUUUCAGUCCAUCCGCUUUGUGCUGAGCCUGGACAGUCGCAGCUCAGAGAAUCUGGUCUUCACGCAGGCGGCUCUGUUGAACAGCUUCCCUGAUAUCUUUGAUGAGCUGCUGCAGAUGUUCACGGUUCAAGAGGUGGCCGAAUAUGUCCGCGGCACCCUCGGAAGUAUGCCCAGCACUGUUGACAUUGGCCAGUCAAUGGAUGUUGUCAAACUGCAGUCGAUUGCACGCACCGUUGAAAGCCGUCUGUUCUUCUUUCCCGAGUCCCGAAGCAUUUUACUUCCAGUUGUUCUGCACCACAUUCACUUGCACCUGCGUCAGCAGAGGGAGCUGCUUAUCUGUUCUGGGAUCCUCAGCAGCAUUUUUUCUAUCAUCAAAAGCAGUUCUAUGGAGUCGUCUGUUCAGGAGGAAGUAGAGAUGAUGGUGGAGAGCCUCUUGGACGUCUUGCUCCAGACUCUCUUGUCAAUCAUGAGCAAGUCUCACUCUGUGGAGACAUCCAGAGGACAACGCUGCCCCCAGUGUACCGCUGAGAUCACGGGGGAGUACGUGUCCUGUCUUCUUUCUCUGCUCCGACAGAUGACAGAGAUCCACUUUCACCAUCUACUUAACAACUUCCAUAGCAAGGAGGAACUCAAAGAGUUCCUGUUAAAGAUCUUCUGUGUAUUCCGCAACCUGAUGAAACUGACAAUCUUCCCUCGAGAUUGGAGUGUCAUGAGACUUCUAACCAGUCACAUCAUCGUCGUGACAACGCAGCUUCUUUCCCCGGCGCUGCACAAGAACUUUUCCGAGGCCGAUUUCGAUUUCAAGGUGUGGAACUCCUUUUUCAGCCUGACCGUGCUCUACAUCAAUCAGCCCAGUCUGCAGCUCGAGGCGCUUGGGCUCACCAAGAGAAAGAAAGUUCUGGACAAGUAUGGCGAUAUGAGAGUACUGAUGGCGUAUGAGCUCUUCAGCAUGUGGCAAAAAUUAGGUGACAACAAACCCCACUUCAUCCCAGGAAUGAUGGGCCCCUUUCUGGGAGUCACCCUGGUCCCUCAGACUGAAGUUCGAAACAUAAUGAUUCCAAUUUUCCAUGACAUGAUGGAUUGGGAGCAGAGGAAAAAUGGAAACUUCAAACAGGUGGAAGCGGAACUGAUGGAUAAGCUGGACAGUAUGGUGUCGGAUGGCAAAGGCGACGAUAACCACAGGGAGCUCUUCAGUCUUUUGACCCAGCUUUUCGGACCUUACCCAAGUCUACUGGAGAAGAUAGAGCAGGAGACCUGGAGAGAGACGGGCAUCUCAUUUGUCACAUCGGUCACAAGACUUGUCGAACGACUGCUGGACUACAGAGACUGCAUGAAAGGAGAUGAAGCCGAGAAUAAAAAAAUGGCCGGCUCUGUCAACUUUACGAAUUUCUACAAAUCGGAAGUCAACAAGGAGGACAUGUACAUCCGUUACAUCCAUAAGCUGUGUGACCUGCACCUCCAAGCAGAAGACUUCACAGAGGCCGCGUUCACGCUGUUACUCUACUGGGAACUGCUCCAUUGGGAGGACCGGCCUCUGAGGGAUUUUCUCCACUACCCUUGCCAGAGCGAGUGGCAACGCAAGGAGAACCUGAGUCGAAAAAUUCUUCACUACUUCAACAAGGGCAAGUGUUGGGAAUACGGCAUCUCUCUGUGUCGGGAGCUGGCUUUCCAGUAUGAGACGUUAUAUGAUUACCAGAGCCUCAGCUGGAUACGGAAAAUGGAGGCGGCCUACUAUGACAACAUUAUUGAGCAGCAGCGCAUUGAACCAGAGUUUUUCCGAAUGGGAUUCUAUGGCAGGAAGUUUCCCUUCUUCCUCAGGAACAAAGAGUUUGUCUGUCGUGGCUAUGACUACGAACGGCUGGAGGACUUCCAGCAAAGGAUGCUGGGAGAAUUUCCACAAGCCAUCGCCAUGCAGCAUCCCAACCAACCCGACGACACCAUCCUGCAGAGUGAUGCACAGUAUUUGCAGAUCUAUGCGGUGACACCAGUGUCAGAUAUCUCAGAUGUGCCUCAACUGGAACGCGUGCCCGAGAGGAUCAAGAGCUUUUACCGCAUAAACAAUGUCAGCCGCUUCCACUAUGACAGGCCUUUCCACAAGGGCCCCAAGGACCGCGAAAAUGAGUUCAGGAGCCUGUGGAUUGAGCGAACAACUCUAAUCCUCUCCCGCCCUCUCCCGGGCAUCUCUCGCUGGGCCGAGGUGGAAAGGAGAGAAGUGGUGGAGGUGAGCCCUCUGGAGAAUGCGAUCUACGUGGUGGAAAAUAAAACCCAGGAGUUGCGCACUCUGAUCAGCCAGUACCAGCACAGACAGCAUCACGGCAACAUCAACCCGCUCAGCAUGUGCCUCAAUGGGGUCAUAGACGCCGCGGUGAACGGAGGCAUCGCCAGAUAUCAAGAGGCAUUUUUCGACAAGGACUACAUCAGCAGUCACCCUGAGGACACGGAGAGGAUCACCCACCUCAAGGACCUGAUGCAGGAGCAGGUGCACAUUCUUGGAGUGGGUCUGGCUGUUCAUGAGAAGCUGGUCCACCCGGAGAUGCGUCCACUGCACAAAAAGCUGGUGGACCAGUUCCACAUGAUGAGGACUGGCUUGCAUCAUUAUAUUUUUGGGACCCAGCAGGGUGCGCCCGGCGUGGAUCGAUUUGGACCUGCUGGCUGCUCCGGGGUCAAUUCUCCCAGAGGCGUCCUGUCCUCCCACAGCCACAUGAGCCCCGAGAGUCUGCGGCUCAUACACAGACACAGCCCUCUGAACCUGCAGGGUUUGAUUCGUCACUCGUCCUCCUCUCUGUCCUCUCACACUUCGAGCGAGACAGGACCGGUAAACCUCGCCAUAAUGACAGAGGGUCUCAUGGGGGAGCACCCCGAGGAGUCCAUACACAUGCAGCCGAGCCCUUCGUCCUCAAGCCUGAGCUCGAUACGUUCCAACUCCUCCCAAAUUAUAAACUCUGCUCCCUCGAGUGCCAGAGGCUCGCCGUCCUUGCCUGACAAGGCCAAACACAACCGGGAAGUGAUGAUCCUGCUGCCAUCUCAUCGUGAGCGGGUCAACAACUCUCUGUACUACAACUUGGCGGAAAACGGACAGAAUAACCACAUGCAGCGUGCCUUACUGCAACAAGUCAGCCCCUGCAAGCCGUGUACGGAUCCUCACAUGACUCUGCCGGAGAAAGUGUUUCCCAAUGCUCCCGGCAGCUGGAACCUGGAUGGAGAGAACAGGGACCAGGUGUCCUACAUGCCAACUUCGACUGGAGGUGUAAUUAUGCCGCCCAUCCCUCCAAGAUCUUUCCCACCAGGACACUUCCUGAUGCAAUGUGACACAUUUAACCCGCAAAACAGCGACCCUCCACCUGCCCUGCCUGUGCGUUCACUUCGAAAGUCGCCCCUCCACCCAAUUCCCGGUUCCCCGACCAGCCCUCAGUCAGCUUUGGGGGGCAGUAACUCCACCCUGUCCGGCAGCGCCAGCAGCGGCGUUUCCUCCCUGAGCGAGAGUAACUUCAGCGGCCAGUAUCCUGAUCCGGGCCCCAUCAGGAAUGACGCCUUGGAGCCCCUCCCCAGCCACUUGUGGUCGCCCCCUGAUGAGUACCUGGCCUCUUCCUACCUGCACAUUCACUACGGCACCCCAGAAAUGGAGUCGGUGGACCCGGUCCGCCCUUUCCACUACCGCAGCCCCGCCUCGCACCCUCACUCCCACCCUCACACGCACGCUCACUCGGGGCUUGACGGCCACUCCCACGGGCCGGCGCCUCAUCAUCACCCACCCGUCCACGGGCCCCAUCACAUCCCCUAUCGCAGGCCCCAGCCCCCUGCCAUCCCGCCCAAACCCUACCUGCGGGAGGGCUGCAUCCCGGAAGAGGAUCUGCAGCCUCAGCCCAUUCCGCUGCCCCGCAGGAUCUUCCACUCCCCUCACGGGCACAGGGACGAGCAGGGAAAGCAUCCCUGGGAGCAAUGCAUCAGUGAGGAGCACGAGGAGGCGCAGUGAUCCCCAUCUUCCCUUCAUGCGCACUGCGUGAAAGUAGUGGGGAAAUGUCCGACAUGAAAGCAUGUUCCUCGCUGUGUUUUUAACUCAGUGCGCAUGGGGGCUCGUUUUAAAAAUAAAAAAAAAAACGAACAGGAGCCGCUGACUAACGGGUCAGCGAAAACAUCUUGAUUGUACACAGUUGUACAACUUGUCUGUGAGCAUGUUUUCCAUUUGAGAGUAAUUCGACAAGCGUUUUGUGAAGUCUAGCGACCGUGAUCAUGCCAGUCCAGGAUGAACUCACAACGCAGCAUUAGGUGGUUGGCUAUUCACAGUGAAGUGACUUCUGCUUUCAAUGCUUCACAUCCAGGAAUUCUUAUUUUGAUAAAUUUGCUACAUGAUAGUGUUUUCAAAGGCUUCAUAUUGUACAUCCAUUACACUGUUAAGUGCUCCUUAAUAGUGACUCAUGACCGGAAUGACGCUCUCUUUUCCGAUAAGACGUCGAGCGGGUUGCGAAGAUCGGACCGCCAUCUCAAGGGACUGACUACUCUCCAUCCGUACCGUGCGUAUGGAAACCCACGUGAAUGUAAUUCCAGAUGAUCAACUUGUACAAGUUGCAGAGCUGACGAUUCAGAUUUUUCUUUUUUGUCAAAGUGCUUUGAUUUGAAUCUUUGUUGUGGACCUAAAAUGAUACCUGGAGAGGAACGGCUAUGGGCUGACAGGCUGCCUGGAAUGAAUCACUCCCAAAACUGUCAAUGUGACUUGUUCUCAGUGAAUGAAGGCUGGAAGGACUCUCCACUUCACACCUCUUGUCUGUCACGCUUUCCGCUCCCCUCUCCUUUCCUCUAUCAGAUCCUGUUAAACAGUGAGGGCUAAACCUGGAUGGUGACACUGUCAAGCCCCUGAUCCACUCAGAAAGUGUUGCAAUCGCCUACUUGCCUUAAGCGCAGUCACAUACAGUUUGACCUUUCAUCUGGACUCUAAGCUCUUCUCUGUGUUCACUCCCAUGACGGAAAAAAAUAAAUCCGCUUAGUGAUGUUUUUUUUUUUUUUUGCUUUGGUUUCGGAUUGUGGUUUUGUUCGUAGUGCUGAUAUUUCUUAUCCUACCUGCGGUUCUUAUCUUCUCGGUCACGGCCUGUUACGUACAAACCAAUCGCGUAUCAGACAGAGAACAAGCGUUUGUUUCAAUGCAAUGGUUAAGGAAGGUGAUGUUGAACUUUUUCUUUUUUUCUCCCUUGGUGUUUUAUUUGGCAGGUGGAGGCUUCGUGUUACUGUACAUUGCAUCUCCAGCUGACUAGACAACAUCUAUUUUUGUAUGUGAGAUCAUCAGUGGUUUGAGCUUCUUUACAAAGGGCCCUCGUACUGCACGCCUUGCUGUACUUUGUAUGGAAAUGAGCCUGAGGUUAGAUAUAGACACCGUGCGAGUAUCGACGGAGGCGGAGAACUAUGGAAUGAGUCGAUACUCAAACCAUAGGAACAAUUCCGAUUUUCCAAUGUAAAUUCUGUUACUGUACAUACAGCGGUAUUGUGAGAUAUUUUUUGAGAAUUAUUGCAGACACCCCCGAAAAAGAUUUAUUGUUGUUUUCGUGUAUAUACAUGUACUCCAGAGAUCAAUGUAAUUGAUAAAUAUCUAUAAUCAGUGUUUGAAAAAGGAAGAAUCCAUUAGACUGUGGGUGUCUCCACCGUUCUUGACUAUGAGUCUCAUAUAAAUAAUUUAUACACUUUUCAAUGUGCUUUCCUGUACAUAUGGUGUUAGCAUGAUCGGACAGUGUUUGGUUGUAAAAGUGGUUUUCCUACUCCCAUAACUGCUGUGGUAUGGAAUUCAUUCACAAUACCAAACAAUAAAGACAAUCUUUUAUCAGCA
Molecule: messenger RNA, 8688 nt
Organism: Syngnathus typhle (broad-nosed pipefish)
Lineage: Eukaryota; Metazoa; Chordata; Actinopteri; Syngnathiformes; Syngnathidae
Gene: dock3
Product: dedicator of cytokinesis 3
Exons: 54
Coding region: 589-6849 (2086 amino acids)
Biological process (GO): small GTPase-mediated signal transduction
Cellular component (GO): cytoplasm; plasma membrane
Molecular function (GO): small GTPase binding; guanyl-nucleotide exchange factor activity
Source: RefSeq, a predicted model, not a curated record